GCAACUUGGCGUAGCCCUCCACUUCCUGCUAGCUUAGAAAGAUAGCGAACGAGCGGUUGAAAAAAUACGGGUAUAUUCAUGUAAAACUUCUGCAUUAUAUCACAAGAACGUGCUUUCUGAGUUUCCAAGGACCCUGUUUAGGAGGCCAAUAUGAUCCGCUUCAUCCUCAUCCAAAACCGAGCAGGAAAGACACGAUUGGCCAAAUGGUACAUGCAGUUUGAUGAUGAUGAAAAACAGAAGCUGAUCGAGGAGGUGCAUGCAGUGGUCACUGUCAGGGAUGCCAAGCACACUAACUUUGUGGAGUUCAGAAACUUCAAGAUCAUUUACCGGCGUUACGCUGGUUUGUACUUCUGCAUUUGUGUGGACGUGACUGAUAAUAACCUGGCAUACCUCGAGGGAAUCCACAACUUUGUAGAGGUGCUGAAUGAGUAUUUUCACAAUGUGUGCGAAUUGGACCUUGUGUUCAACUUCUACAAGGUGUACACAGUAGUGGAUGAGAUGUUCCUCGCGGGAGAGAUCAGGGAGACCAGCCAGACCAAGGUCCUUAAGCAGCUGCUCAUGCUCCAGUCUCUUGAGUAAAAAAAAAGAGGAAAAAGGUGACAUAAUCUGUCCUUCCUGCCCACUUAUCUGCUGCCCUGGCACCCAAACCAACUUCCUCCUUGUUUCUGUCCCCCUGGAAACGAACCUCAUCGUUUUCCCGCUUCUACACAGCCCACGCUUCUCAGAACUUCAGCAGAGGAGGGUUUCUGAAAAGCGAAAUACAAAAUAUUGUUUACAAAUAGUUAUUCGAGCUCAGUUAUCCUGCUUGCCGUAGUUGUCUUCAUGACAUGAAACUCUGGACGUGUCUUACAGAUGUCACCGGUGCAUUUCACGCUGUGAGCAUUUUACAUAGUCCUCACGUUCCAGACAGCUUGAUAUUCUGUUUGAUUUCCCCCGAGCCAGAGGCCGCAGAGGUCAGUUAUUUCAUGUAGUAACCAGUUCGUCAUUGCAUUUAUCUCUAUAAUGUGUCUCUCAUUACUCUUUGCAUCUAUUUAAUAGCACUACUGUAACUACCAGGCACCAUAAAGACAGACCUACAAAAGCUAUGGACAUUGGACACCCAUGCUGCCAUGUUCACAAAGUCCACCCAGACAUGGAGUUGGUAGUAUUAUGGGAGUCUUCCCGACUAGUGUGCGUUCCCCUAUGUGGGUUACGGUCCCAGCAAACCAGAAGCAGAGCGCCCACAGGAGCAAUUGACCCAUCACAGCUAGCUCAUUAGAAACCGGAUGAGUGUCAUUAUGACAACUUGUGCGGUGUCAAGCAUCCUCACUGUGACGCUCACAGCUUAAGCUGUGCUGGAUCAGAUGGUUUGACUUUUUAUCAUCACAUCUAAUGGUGCCUGUUGGUCACGCUUAAAACACUUAGAAAUAUAAAGUCUAUUUUACGUAAAGCACAAGUGUGUGCUUUCUAUUGUGUGUACAUACAGUGUAUCUCGUGGCGAAAUAUUGUGAAAUGAACAAGUCAUAACAAAGUAUUUGUUUAAAAUCCAUGCAUUCCUUUGGCAUCCCAUCUAAUAAGUUGCAUUUGCCUAAAAAUCAUCUUUUAGUCUCGCCCUUCCACUGCACAUAAAUGUUUAUGAAAUUGUCAUUCUCGAUUUUAACAAUAUCCAGUCGCACAGAUGGUUUCAUAUGAAGUUCAAUUUUGUAUUUUUUUGUUGUUGAGACAGUGGUGAAAUAUGUGCUGCGUCCCCUCUUCUCUGCCUGUGAGUGUAAGUGUCUCUAAUUCAGAUAACUCAUCAGUAUGUCCCAUUUUGUGUAAAUAAACUGAUUAAGUGACCUGCCA
Molecule: messenger RNA, 1821 nt
Organism: Menidia menidia (Atlantic silverside)
Lineage: Eukaryota; Metazoa; Chordata; Actinopteri; Atheriniformes; Atherinopsidae
Source: the annotation of a GenBank genome assembly